AAUGAAUCCGAUUUGUUUGUGGUGCCAAACGAUUUCAAAUUGGAAAUCGAAGAGAAGUUGUCGAAGAAAUUCAAAGAAAAGUUCUGCGAGCCAAUAAAAUCGCGAGAAUACGAAGAGCAACGCGAGAAAGGCAUCGAAUCGCAUCUGAUGGCGUUGUUGGACGAAAUCGUCGCCAAUGAGAACUUAUCAGUUGCCGAGCGCAAAAAACAACUGAAAAAACGGAAACCAUAUAAUUUCGUGAAAAUUGUUUCUGAGAAAAUGGAUCCAUGUGGGGAAAUUUUUGAGGAAAUUGUCAAUAAAUUGAAAAAUUUUCAAGAAGACCUACCCGCAUAUCUACGAGCAACGUUUUCCAACGCCAAAGUUGAGGCCACGAAAGCCGCGAACCCCGAGUAUUUUGGAUAA
Messenger RNA from Anisakis simplex (herring worm), 402 nucleotides. The record is from the annotation of a GenBank genome assembly. Lineage: Eukaryota; Metazoa; Nematoda; Chromadorea; Rhabditida; Anisakidae.